AUGGUACAUUGUAUUGACUUGGCACCUGACAAUGGUGUAAAUGUUAAUAUUGGUGCCAAUCUUGAUAAUUUACAAUUAGAUUCAAGAGUGGGAUUGGUUAGCAAUCUCGAUGAUUUGGUUGACCUCAAACUUUCAGAAAUCGAUAACAACAUUGACGAUGGAGACAAUGUAGACGAACAUUUUGACUUUGAUGAUAUUGAAAUCGAUGCUGCUGAUUUGUUCAACGAGGAAAUGGCUGCUGAAGAACAAGCCAACCAAGAACAAGCAGAGGCUAAUAAUCAAGUUGAAGCUGUCAAGGAAGCUGAAGCCGUCAAGGAAGCUGCCGCUGUCAAACCAGCUGAAGCCAUCAAUCAAGUUGAAGCUGUCAAGCCAGUUGAAGCCGUCAAGGAAGCUGCCGCUGUCAAGCCAGCUGAAGCCAUCAAUCAAGUCGAGGCUGCCAAACCAGCAGAAGCAGCCAAGGAAGAGGCAGCUGCAAAGCCAGCUGAAGCCAACUCAUUGAAACAAGCUGAAGCCGAUGACGCCAAGCCAGCUGAAGCAGCCAAGGAAGAAUCAGUUGUUAAACAAGCUGAAGCAGCCAAACCAGCAGAAGCCGCCAAGGAGGAGUCUGCUGUCAAGCCAGCUGAAGCCGCUGUCAAGACAGAGGAAGUUGCCAAUGAAGAUGAAGAUAUUGAUGAAGAGGCAGCUGCUAAAAUGGAGGAAUUUAACAAAGUAUUUGCCAAUGAAAACGAAGAAGAAAUCGCCAACGAAGAGGCUGUCAAACCAGCUGAAGCUGUCAAGGAAGAAUCUGCUGUCAAACCAGCUGAAGCCGUCAAGGAAGAAUCUGCUGUCAAGCCAGCUGAACAAGUUGUCAACGAAGAUGAAGACAUUGACGAAGAAGCAGCUGCCAAAAUGGAGGAAUUUAACAAAGUGUUCGCCGUUGAAGAGGUCGCCAACCAAGAGGCUGCCAAACCAGCUGAAGCUGCCAAGGAAGAGUCUGCUGCCAAGCCCGCUGAAGCUGUCAAGGAAGAAUCUGCUGCCAAGCCAGCUGAAGCUGUAAAGGAAGAGUCUGCAGCCAAACCAGCUGAAGCCGCUGUCAAGACGGAAGAAGUAGCCAACGAGGAUGAAGACAUUGAUGAAGAAGCAGCUGCCAAAAUGGAGGAAUUUAACAAAGUAUUCGCCACUGAAGAAGUCGCUAACCAAGAGGCUGCCAAGCCAGCUGAGGCUGCCAAGGAAGAGUCUGCAGCCAAACCAGCUGAAGCCGCUGUCAAGACAGAAGAGGUUGUCAAUGAAGAUGAAGAGAUAGAUGAAGAAGCAGCUGCUAAAAUGAAGGAAUUUAACAAGGUAUUCGCCGCCGAAGAGGUCACCAACCAAGAAGCUGCCAAACCAGCUGAGGCAGCCAAGGAAGAAGCCGCUGUGAAACCGGCUGAAGCAGCCAAGGAAGAAUCUGCAGCCAAACCAGCUGAAGCAGCCAAGGAAGAAGCCGCUGUCAAGGAGGAAUCUGCUGCCAAGCCAGCCGAAGAAGUAGCCAACGAGGAUGAAGACAUUGAUGAAGAGGCAGCCGCUAAAAUGGAAGAAUUCAACAAAGUAUUUGCCCAUGAUUUGGUUGAUGCCGAAGCACCUCAAGAACCAGCUAAAAAGUGUGGAUCCAAAGUAGAGAAUCAAGCUGCUGUCGAACAAGCCAAAGCAGAGGAAAAGGUUGCAACAUUGGCCAAACCAGAGGAAAAGGAAAAAGAAGAACACCAAGCUGCCGCCAUUGGACAAGUCCAAGAUUCAGCCAAGACCGAACAAGUAAAGAGUGAAUUGGAAAACCUUUUGAAAGAACAAAACAAUAAUGCCGUCGAUAGCAAGAAAUCAACCAAAGAACACAAAUGUAGCACUGGUGUAAACUCACAAAAGAGAGCUAGAACCAACAGACACCAAAACAAGGAACACAAUGUAGCAGUACCAGAGAAUGAAAAACAUAUUAGAGCUGAAAAGGAAUUAAGAACUCGUAAUAAUAAUCACAAUCAAGUUGGAUUAUCAGUUCAAACUAAUGGAUUGCUUGGAAAUCUUCUCAAUGGUUUAUUAGGAGGAAAGAAUGUAGAUAACGCUGUCAUAAAUAAUAAUGAGAAAUGUGGUGAAACAUCUCCAGCUGUCAUCAAAUUCAAUCAUUAUUCAAUUUGUAGUAGUCUCUCAAUAUUUGUUUCAGAUAUUGGCAUUGUCAAUUCAAUCCAAAAUCAGUAG
Cavenderia fasciculata is the source of this 2202-nucleotide messenger RNA. RefSeq lists its product as uncharacterized. The record is from RefSeq and is a predicted model, not a curated record. Bases 1 to 2202 code for a protein of 733 amino acids. NCBI's taxonomy places the organism in Eukaryota, Evosea, Eumycetozoa, Acytosteliales, Cavenderiaceae. The transcript is spliced from 4 exons.